UCCGCCAGCUUCCCGUCCAGCCUCUCAGCUCAUCUCCGCCCAGCUGAUUCAUUCUUCUUCUUUUUCUCAUCACGAGAAAGUUUCUCUCCUUUUAGUCGUCCUUUGUAGAGCUGAACACACAAGCAUGCCUAAUCUAAAAUCGUGUUUCGAUAGUGGCCUGAAAUUUAUAGACUUCCUGGGAGAGGGGACGUCAGAAACCGACAAAGAUAAACUUAAAGAGGUCUACGACAAAAAAUUCAGAUACAGAAAUGGAAUAAAAGAGCCGUCGUUUUCAAAUGUUAUAUUUGCAUUGACAACUUUCGGCAGAGCCUAUAGGAAGGGGAAGAAAAUAUAUCUGAAUACAAAGGUGCAUAUCUGCAGUGGUGACCAAUGGUCGAAACCUCUUCAGAAGAACAAGUCCGCUGCUCAGCCUGUACCAAAUGGGGGAUCUUCUGAUUCUUUUCCAGGCAUGGCUUCCCCAGCCAGUGCUGUGCCCUCUGCUGGCACUACCACUAGCACCUCUAGUGCCUCAAUGUCUGCAUUGGAGCCAAGUUCAAAGGCUGUGAAGAAGCGGGUGAAGGCAGUGAUCAGAGGCUUGCGGGACAACAGGAAGUACUUCAUCGCAAACAAGGAGGGAAUUGUGAUCACCUCAGACCAUGAAAUUAACAACGGCAAGAUCAAGAUCACCACCCAAUCCAUCCAAAUGACAUAUGUGGUGAAGUUCUUCAUUCAAAGCAACGCCACCGAUCCUGUGCACUUUACCUUGUACACGUUCCUGUGCAGGAUGUGCUGCUUUUCACUGGAGGACGAGAAGAAGGUGACACCGGCAUCUCCUUAUCUCCUCAACCAAGGUGACCGCUAUGAAGUUGAGGUUCACUUUAGACCCCCUUCCUUUGGUUCCUUCCCAGCCACCCUUGCCUUCGAGUUCAGGCAGUGUCCUCGUGCGAACACCAAGCCCAUAUAUGUGGUGCGUGACAUAGAGGCCAUGGUCCGGUCUCCCCUGGGGCAAAUGCUAGGGCCAGAAGCUCCCUACAAACCCUAUCAGGCCCCUGUACCCCGGGCAGUGCACACAAUAGUGGAGGAAGGAGAGCCUCCUGAAAGUUGUGCUGCACAGCAAAUGAAGGUGGCAGUGAAACUUGGUCCUUACAAAUACCCAGCAUACCUGAAGGAACUGGCCACAGGAAGGUUGGAUGACACCAAGAUUUUAUCACCAACUGCGAAACAAAAUCUUCAUUUGGUCAAGGCGCUUCUUGAGAGCCCACUGACCAUGGAGAACUACACUAGGCACUUCCAACUCCUGCUUCACUUGGAGGAGCUCCAGAUGGAAGUCAACAUCAAGAAAUACAACUUGCAGAACCAGCCCAUGACCCAGGACAGAACAAACAAGCGACUCCUUGUUCUGCAGGUCAAAGGGGUUGCAGAGAACAGACCAUCAGUUUUAAGGGGAGACCACCUUCUGGUGUCCAAGGCUGGGGACAAGAGCGAGCCCAUCACUUUAUACAAGGGCUAUGUGCACAAAGUGGAGAUGGAGCAAGUCAAGCUUGGCUUCUCGAAGAAGCUGUGGCAAGGAUUCAAAGGCAACAUCAAGUUUGAUGUGGAGUUCACCCUCAACCGCUUUCCCCUGCGCCAGCAGCACAGGGCGGUGAACCUGGCUGGCCAGCACAAACUGGGUUUGGUGCUCUUCCCCAGUGGGCUUGGAAACAUGGAGAAUCAGGAAGAGGCAAACCUACCCAAGCUCAGCCUUUAUGAUAAGGACCUCGCGAAAAACAGAGAGCAGUACGCAGCGGUCCAGUGCAUCGUAUCUGGAGCGUCUAGGCCAGCUCCCUAUGUGGUGUUCGGACCCCCUGGGACUGGAAAAACUGUCACCAUAGUGGAAGCCAUCAAACAGGUGUGGAAGCUGAACCCUCAGGCCUGUGUCCUGGCCUGUGCCCCCUCCAACAGUGCCUCGGACCACCUGUGUGAGUGUGUGCAGAAGCACAUUGACUCCAAAAGCAUGUUCCGGCUCUACGCCCCAAGCCGGGACCCUCAGUCUGUGCAGACGGCACUGCUGGAUUGCAGUAACUAUGAUGCGGGGCUGGACUGUUUCGUGCUCCCCUCGACGGAGACCCUAAUGGAAUACAAGGUCAUCGUCUCCACAGUGGUGACUGCUGGGAGGCUGGUGUCUGGCGGGAUCCCCACUGGCCACUUCACACACAUAUUUGUGGACGAAGCAGGACAUGCCAUGGAACCGGAGUGCCUUAUUGCCAUUGCAGGUCUGCUUCAGCCUGGCACUGGGCAGCUGGUGUUGGCGGGAGACCCCAAACAGCUGGGCCCCGUCCUGCAGUCUCCUUUGGCCAUGCAGCACGGGCUGGGACUUUCCUUACUGGAGAGGCUGAUGCAGUACAAUCCUCUGUACCAGAAGGCGGAGCAAAGCGGAAAGUUCGACAGCCGCUUCGUCACCAAGCUGCUCCAGAAUUACAGGUCCCACCCGGACAUCCUCCACAUCCCCAACGAGCUUUUCUACGAUUCUGAGCUGCAGGUGUUCGCUGACAGGAAACUCCGAGAGUCGUGCUGUCAGUGGGAGCACCUGCCCCAGCAGGGCUUCCCGGUGAUAUUCCACGGCGUGAUGGGGAAGGAUGAGCGUGAGGCUAACAGCCCCUCGUUCUUCAACACGGCGGAGGUCCAUGAGCUCAUAGAGUACUUGAAGAAGCUGCUCCCACCAGCGGGUGAGAGAGGCUCCGGCAUCCUGUCUCCGAGUGAGAUUGGCAUCAUCUCACCAUACAGAAAACAGGUUGAAAAAAUCCGGAAAGCCAUCAAAUUUGUUAAGGAGCUGAACCAGCUGAAGAACAUUCAGCAUCUGACGGUGGGAUCAGUGGAGGAGUUCCAGGGCCAGGAGCGCAAAGUCAUUAUGGUCUCUACUGUGCGCAGCAGCGCCACCUACGUCAAGAUGGACCAGGACUUCAACCUGGGCUUCCUUACCAACAAGAAGAGGUUCAAUGUGGCCAUGACCAGAGCCAAGGCCCUGCUGAUUGUGGUAGGAAACCCUGUCAUUCUCUGCAAGGACCCAACCUGGAAGCGGUUCAUUCAUUACUGCAAGGAGAGAAGGGGCUGCACCGGGUUUGACUUGGCCGAGGUGGAGGAGGAGGAUGAUGUGCUGAUGCGACUGGCCACUCUCAGCAUGCAGCCUGAGCCGGAAGUGGCUGAAUCCAGAAUGGAGGAACCACCUUCUGUGCCCUGAACAGACAAGCAAGCUGGUCUCCGGUCUGAUGAGCCAUCGUGCGAGAGGAUGACCAUAGCAACAUCCUGGGUUUUUCCACUGUGCUAAGAUGCACUGAAACGAUUCUCUAAUAGACAAGAGCUGCCAGCUAAUCCAGUUUAGACCUCUUAAUUGUUGCAUCAGAUACAUCUAAACAAACACAGAAUUUAAUUUUUGUGCAAGUGCCUUUACCUGUAUUUGGUAAAAAUUUUAUAAUGUACUUUUUGGGGGAUGAAUACAAAGAAAAGAAUUAAGUAAUAACUUCACAAAUUAUGCCUUAAUUUUUAAUAGUGCUGUUUAUGAAAACCAUUUAGCGUGGAUGCAGUGCUCUGCUUCCCUACUUGAACGGGGAAUCCAGCUUUGAGUGGUUGUCAGGUUGUUUCAGUCACUACAUUUUUAGCACCUACCUGUUUUUUUUUUACUUGCCGUUUAAUAAUUUGUGUCAAGAAUUAUAAGCCUCCUAACACUGACAGCUGCAAAAUUUGAAUUAAACUUUGUAGGUUGUUAAAAUUCUGCCAUACUUGGUAAGUUUCAUUUUCAUAUGCAUGUCAGGCUAAAAUCAACUGACAGUCAUAAAGCACUUAUUUCUGUACCCUGUUUGGAUUUAUGCCUUUGGAGAAUGUAAGUAUGUUUAUCAUAAUGCUCCAGUUUCACUUCAGAGGUAUGUUGUUAGAAACUUUUUUUACUUGACGAAAUAAUAAAGUUGUUAAAAUUAAGCUGGUCA
Paramormyrops kingsleyae is the source of this 3938-nucleotide messenger RNA. RefSeq names its product Mov10 RNA helicase a (gene mov10a). The record is from RefSeq and is a predicted model, not a curated record. Gene Ontology annotation, molecular function: RNA binding; 5'-3' RNA helicase activity. NCBI's taxonomy places the organism in Eukaryota, Metazoa, Chordata, Actinopteri, Osteoglossiformes, Mormyridae.